This is a messenger RNA of Cottoperca gobio, 4356 nucleotides long. RefSeq names its product ANTXR cell adhesion molecule 2a (gene antxr2a). The transcript has 17 exons. The coding region runs from base 287 to 1774 and encodes 495 amino acids. Gene Ontology annotation, cellular component: cell surface; plasma membrane. Gene Ontology annotation, molecular function: transmembrane signaling receptor activity. Lineage: Eukaryota; Metazoa; Chordata; Actinopteri; Perciformes; Bovichtidae. The record is from RefSeq and is a predicted model, not a curated record.
UCUGAACAAGGUUGAUAUGAGGUCAGGAGCUAAUUUGGUUUUAUUGAGGAUUGAGUGAGUGAACAGUGAGUCAGGAAGAUGAGGAAACUACACCGCUCAUGACGUCAGGGCGGUAGUUUCCUUUAUUUCGCAGGUCUGUCAGUUGUCUUGGUUGUUACGGAGGAACUUUGACAUGUAGCUCCUCACACUGCGGUAUGUGCACUUCAUAGUAGACUCUGCGCUCUGUGACACUAAAGGCUAUUUAUUGUUUUUCAACUCGAGACUUAACUGACUUUUCGUGGCAACAAUGUUGGAAAAGUUGUCACGUUAUUUCACCACGGAGGGUGAACUUUUUCACGGAAAGAGUCGGUGGACUUCGGCGGCGGUUGCUGUGGUCCUCCUGGGCGUGUUUGCUUCGUCCUGCUGGGCAGAAGAAGCAUCCUGUCACGGAGCUUACGACCUCUACUUUGUUUUAGACCGGUCCGGAAGUGUCGCUAAUGACUGGGGCGAGAUUUACUCGUUUGUGAAGAACCUUACCGACAGAUUUGUGAGCCCCAGAAUGAGAGUUUCGUUGAUCGUCUUCUCGUCCAGAGCCCAAGUCCUUCUGCCUCUGACCGGAGACAGAUACGAGAUAGAAGAGGGUCUGAAGCUCUUGCGGGACGUGAAACCAGCAGGGGAAACGUAUAUGCAUGAGGGAAUAAAAGAGGCCUCAGCUCAGAUACGGGCACAAACCACCAAGUCCUCCAGCAUCAUCCUGGCUUUAACUGACGGGAAACUUGCAGUUUACGUUCACGAGCUCACGGUGAAAGAGGCGGACGAGGCGAGGAAAUUCGGAGCUCGUGUUUACUGUGUGGGUAUCAAGGACUUCGAUGAGCAGCAGCUUGCUCAAAUUGCGGACACCAAGGAUCAAGUGUUUCCUGUCAAAGAUGGCUUCCACGCGCUCAAAGGCAUCAUCAAUUCUAUAUUAAAGCGGUCGUGCACAGAGAUCUUGAGUGUGGAGCCCUCCAGUGUCUGUGUGAACGAGUCCUUCGACCUUGUCCUCAGAGGGAAUGGCUUCAGUCUCGGCCGCAGCAACGAAGGCGUCAUCUGCAGCUUCAUAAUCGACCAGCAAACCUUCAAUCAUAAGCCGAGUGCUGUGCAUAAUGAUUAUCUGCUGUGUCCUGCACCGAAGCUCUAUGAAGUGGGACAGACCAUGGAUGUUCUCAUCAGCCUGAACCACGGCAAGUCCUUCAUCUUCAGCGCCCACACCAUCACUGCCUCCACAUGUUCGGAUGGUUUUGCGGUGGCGAUAGUCUUCCUGGUGCUGCUGAUCCUCGUCGCUCUGGCCCUCAUGUGGUGGUUCUGGCCUCUUUGCUGCACAAUAGUCAUCAAAGACCCGCCGCCACCUCGUCCACCUUCCCGUCCUCCACCACCUGAGCCAGAGCCGCUGCCCAAGUCGAAGUGGCCGACUGUGGACGCCUCCUACUACGGAGGAAGAGGAGCUGGAGGGAUCAAACGCAUGGAGGUGCGCUGGGGGGAGAAGGGCUCCACCGAGGAGGGGGCCAGGCUGGAGAAAGCCAAGAAUGCCGUGGUGUCCAUACCAGAGGAUUCAGAGGAGCCAAUGAUUAAACGUCCAACCCCGAAGGCUGCCCCUACCUACCAUCAAACCGAGAACAAAUGGUACACUCCCAUCAAGGGUCGUCUCGAUGCUCUGUGGGCUCUGCUGGGGCGGCAGUACGAUCGAGUGUCCCUCAUGCGACCCUCAAAUGCAGACAAGGGUCGGUGUAUUAAUUUCAACCGUGUGCAGCGUCAGUAGAAGAGAAGCUGUGUGAAGACCGACACGUGCUGAUCGCUGUGGACAAGAGAAGAAUUUCAUGUCUAAUCCUGCAGCUCAAACCACUUUCUGCUCGCUCGGCUCUACGUGGUGCACAAAGCUUCCCUUCUGGUUUUCUGCUCUUAGACCUUGUAAGCACACGGGGUGAAAUGUUAAUAUUAACUUAUAUAUAACUAAGUUUUUUACUACCUUUUUCCAUUACCAAAUGUUUCUUUUAAUUAGGAAAAAAGCAGAAGGGCGUCCCAGCACUCAAACAUUCAAAUUCGGUUAGUUUUUCGUGCGCACCAAAGGCUUAACAUAUUCUGACCAUAUUGUGCCUUCUGUGGAAAACCUAAUUUCAUGGACACAGACGGAAGCUAUCUAAAGAAAGAAAGAAAAGAAAAAAAACGGGAGAAAAGGGCUGUUUGCCUUUGGCGUGGAAGUGGGAAUAAUCCCAGUGGGCCUCACAAGUGCAGAAGUCCGUUGCCUUUUGGCAAUGUUUCAUCACAAAUGCUGUCCAACUUCAGCAGCGUGGAAGCCUGGCGGCUGCCCUUUGACUGGCUUAUCUUGUCAUUUUAACACUGAGAAGUGCACACGCAUGACAAAUUGUAGACAGGAUGCCCCAAGGUACUGGAAGGCACCAAUACUUUGCCCUGUAGUUUUUCGUGUUUUUUUUUUUUCAAGACACCUUCCUUUCAUUAUGCACUCAGGACAAGAAAAUUAAUAGAGCGUUAUUCGACCGCAGGACAGCCUCCUGACCAGGAUGAUCUCCAGCUAGGUUUGAGGGAUUGAUGCCUUUAAGACCUUGACAUGGCGCUUGGUGUUUUUUGCCCCUGUUUUCAGUGCAGUCUGCUCUCUGCUCAGCAAGGCGUAGCACAUCACAGCCCAUAAACAGGCCUAUCAGUUAAGACUUUUAGGAUAUAGAUACAGCUGCCGGGACCCUCCUCUGCCCACUGUCUCAAUCCUCCGAGGGCUUCCCGGCCACGUCACAACUCACUAGUUCACUCGGCACCAGAAUAUCAAAGUUUAAUUAAAAUAAUUAAAGGCAACAGCAAGCAGCAGCCUGUGAAGACUUGGCUGUCUCUUUUUUAUGUCUUUUGACAUUGAAUGACCUAUAACUGCGUUAUUCUCAGGAAAAAAGAGGACACUGUGCCGCGGUGACGGUGCGCCACGUCCAAAACACAAACCCAAAGUAACGGAUGCGACGGACGGAUAAGUAUUGUUCAUUUCCAGAAAUUAUGUCCCCCCCCUCCACCCCCAACUCCCUCACCCCAAAAAGCAGGGUAUAUAUAUUUAUAUAUAUUGUGGAUUUCUCAAGCGUGCUGUCAUGACGCCAAUCCCAAAUGAUGUUAGUGUGAGCGGAAACACUGUGGGGGAGGAAAGGGGGCAGCAGCUGAAGAAAAAGGCUCGAAUGAUCCAGUCACUUCGGAUACCGUACCUCAGAUGCAAAAUGGAUAUUCGAGUCGAAACCUGACAAAGCGCGCCGGCUUUGACGGGAAGCGGUAUAGACAAUGACCAGUGGCUGGGUCAGUGGGAUGUCUCUGUGCAAGCAGGGAAGCUUAUCAAAUGACACUAAAAAUAAGUUCAACAACCAUCAAGUUUGAGGGGGAAUGGGUGAGCGUCUCACAUUCGGUGGGCACGAGGGCGCGCAGGACGGGCGACGCGCAACACGCCAGGCUAAUUAUUCCUUUGUUUCCUCUUCGUCCCGAUCGCAGGGACAUAAAUAAUUCCAAAUCAAAUCCUCGGGGUGUGCUGGUAUUUAUGUCCGACUUAAACGCUUUUAGCCUCUUGCAUAAUUUUGCAGGGCUGACAUUUAAUAGGCUCAUCAGCCUCUUUCUGGACGGACGCUGGACGAGGAGAUUUUAGCACUUAGAUCUUUUUUUAUGUUACAACCAAGAGCACAGGAAUGUUAUUAACCCGAACUAAUGAGAUAUUUACAUAGCAGUCACAACACGAGUCGCCCUGCUAAUAACACGUCACAUGUCCCCUCUGUGUCCGCUCCACACAUCAUUACGCACCGUAGAAUUUAUUUUUAGCACCUUUUUGUGGUAAAUUUAAAAAAAGUAAUUGUUGAAUUUCUUUGUGCCUUUUUUAAAUUGUGUCUUUGAUGAACAAACAAACUGUGUUUGUGUUUGUGCACUUGUUAAAUGAGGUACUGUGGAGCAUUCUUUUCAUUUAAAACAAUGAAUUCACAGCCACGUUUUUUUACUUUUAAAUAUAACUUUUAAAAAAGUAGAUCAUCACAAUUGUUGAUAUAUCUUCAUUUCAAAUUUUGGAUUGAAUUUCAUUCGCAUGAAUUCACUUUCUGCUUCGUACAUUAUUGCUCACUAAAGGUGCAAACAUAUAAUUUAUCUUUUUACUAUCUUAAAAUUGUACAGUUUUUGCCUUUUUUACUUUUUAUAUUCACAUAGCACCUUUAAGUCCAGGUUCAAGUCACACAAGCUGCACAUGUGUGUGAGUUGCAACCAAAAUACCAAAAAUGUUUUUGUUUUUGCUUUUUUAAAAUGAGUUUUACACUGUUUUUAUUUUGUUUCUGUUUUACACUGCAGUCUGUUGUGUCAAAAAUACAUUCGAUGAAAAGUAAA